Messenger RNA from Linepithema humile (Argentine ant), 1186 nucleotides. It is a transcript of the gene Bet1, whose product is annotated as blocked early in transport 1. The record is from RefSeq and is a predicted model, not a curated record. Gene Ontology annotation, biological process: endoplasmic reticulum to Golgi vesicle-mediated transport; vesicle fusion with Golgi apparatus. Gene Ontology annotation, cellular component: SNARE complex. Gene Ontology annotation, molecular function: SNAP receptor activity. NCBI's taxonomy places the organism in Eukaryota, Metazoa, Arthropoda, Insecta, Hymenoptera, Formicidae.
GUUAAGCUACAAAAAAAAUUCUGAAAUAAUUCACACGGUUUUCUUAAAGUUUUGGAAGAUUAUUACAACUUAAAAAGUUAAAAAUCACUCAAAAAUAAAUUGCAAAUUUACUUCUAAAAAUUGAGUUUCUGAAUUGCGAUAACCGGUACUACUAUUCUUUCUACACAUUUGGGUUAACUGGAGAGCAAAAACAGCUUUCUGACGUAUACCUCGGAUUACACGUCAUUGCAAUCGUUGACGUUGACACGUAUAUCGACUGUUAUUUUAUUAUCUAUUCCCUGGCAUAUUGCAUUUUUUUAUGUAAGUGGUAAAUAAGAAAUCGUAUAUUAUGGAUAAAAUCGUGGACAAAGAUUGUGGAUAAAUCGUGUUACUUGAGGUUAUGUUUUACAAGAAUAAAGAUUCUUCAGUGAUCAAGUGUCACCGUCAUUUGAUAUAAUUGUUUUGCAUGGACAACACGUAUUUUUAUUGAAAUAAUAAUCAUUAUAAUAUACUAUUUCCGUUUUAAUUAUAUAUGCAGAAUAUUGAAACAAUUCUGCACUUCUCAAGGUAUUUGGUGGAACAAUAAUUUUCUCCUAGACUUGUUUACUUAUUAAGCCAUCAAGAUUGCUAACAAAAUGCGGCGUUCUCAUUCGGGAGGCUAUGGCUACGAGCCAUUACCAAGUACAUCUACACAAAGUCCUAUAGAAGACGAGAAUGAAAGGAUGACUGAAGAACUAAAGGACAAGAUUCAUGCCUUAAAAUCAUUAUCUAUUGACAUUGGCACUGAAGUCAAAUAUCAAGAUAAAUUCUUGAGAUCAAUGGAUGAUGAUUUUGAAAGGACAAGUGGUUCCUUAUCUGGCUCUGUAGGACGUGUUUUGCGCCUAGCAAAAGCAGGUCACAAUUACUAUAUCUUAUAUUUAUUUCUUUUUUCUAUAGCAGUAUUUUUUGUGUUGUGGAUAGUUUUGAAAUUUAAAUGAUUGUAUAUAAAGUUUAUAAUUAAGAUAAAUGUAUAUAAAAUGUAACUAAGGUAAAAAACGGAUAUUUUAAGCAAAUUCUCUAACUAGUUGAAAAAUCUUUGAUAUGAUUUCUUUAUAUAAAAAUUCUUAUUCUAUCAAUUGAUGCAUUAUGUCAUAAUAAUGGGAAAAUAUACUAAUUACUCUAUAUCUCAGUAGAGACAAUACGUUGAAAAUAAAUUAUUUUUAUACAA